GAACACCCAGUCAUGGAUAAAAACGAGCUGGUGUAGAAGCCCAAACUGGCUGUACUCGGCUGAGCCAUGUGAUGAUAUGGCACCUGCAUGAAGUCCAUAACUGAGCAAGGAGCUGAAUUAUCCAAUGAGGAGAGGAAUCUUCUCUCAGUCAUUCAUAAAAAUGUCAUAGGAGCCCGUAGGUCAUCUUGGAGGGUCAUCUCAAGUAUUGAACAAAAGACAGAAGGUGCUGAGAAAAAACAGCUUGAGAAUACAGAGAGAAAAUUCGACCUAACUAAGAGAUAUCUGCAAUAUGUACUGUUUCUUUUGGAAAAGUUCCUGAUUCCCAGUGCUUCACAAGCAGAGAGCAAAGUCUUGUAUUUGAAAAUGAGAGGAAGCUACUACCAUUACUUGGCUGAGGGUAAUGACAAGGAAGGGAUCGUGGAUCCAUCACAGAAAGCAUACCAAAAAGCUUUUGAAAUCAGCAAAAAGGAAAUGCAGCCAACGCAUCCUACCAGAUUGGGUCUGGCCCUUACCUUCUCUGUGUGCUAUGAUGAGAUUCUGAACUCCUCAGAGAAGCCCUGCUCUCCUGCAAAGACAGCUUUUGAGGAGGCCUAUAUUAGGCCAUUUCUGUUAAGUGAAGAAUCACACAAAGACAGCAUGCUAAUAAUGCAAUUACUGAGAGACAGCUUAACAUUAUGGACCUCGGACACCCAAGGAGACGAAGCUGAAGCAGGAGAAGAGGAAAAUUAA
Molecule: messenger RNA, 729 nt
Organism: Galeopterus variegatus (Sunda flying lemur)
Lineage: Eukaryota; Metazoa; Chordata; Mammalia; Dermoptera; Cynocephalidae
Product: 14-3-3 protein zeta/delta-like
Exons: 2
Coding region: 88-729 (213 amino acids)
Biological process (GO): signal transduction
Cellular component (GO): cytoplasm
Source: RefSeq, a predicted model, not a curated record